AUGGGAGGAAGGAAUCGCAGAACGGUGCCAUCUCUUAGCAGCCAUGAGCUGCUGCAUUGGCUGCGCCUUGCUCUGUCUCCUCUCUUUGCCCAUGAAGUUGGAGCCCAUCAGUCAGUCUGGGGAGCAAAUGCCUCCAAGGCAAUUGAGUUCCUGCAAGAUGUGAAAGACCAAAAAGAGGAAGAAUGCCUUGUGUCCCCAGAGGUUGAGGGGACCUUCCUUAGCGCUACCACGCCCUUUGUGUCAUCCUCCCCUCUCGUGUCUCCUGGCUCCCGUUACCCGUUCGGCCGCGCUGGCGGCACCCCCUCUCCUGGGGAGGGGGCUGCAGGGCGAGCCCCCCAGGCCAGGGCCGGCUCCCCGCCCGUUCCUACCCCCCACACGGCCGAGCGGCGCCGGCCGCCGCCAACGCGGGGCGCGGCGAGGCGCGGGGCGGGCCGGGGGCGGGCGCCGCCAUUUCGGGCCGCACCUCAGCGGCCGCCCGGCGGGGCCGGGGCGCGAUGCGCGCUGUGGACGCGGGGGCCCCCGCCGGCUCUCCCCGCCCCCGGGGCGGAGCGCAGCGGAGCCCGGCCCGGCACCGCCUCUGCUCCGGCGGCCGCGGCGAGCUCGGGCUGCGGCGGCGCCGGCGAUGGCGGCGCGGCAGAAGCGCGGGGGGCCGCGCGGCCUCUAAGUAGGGCAGCGCGGGGCGGGGGGGGCGGCGGCAGCGGCGGGGCCGUCACGGCGGCAGCGGCGGCUGCGCCAUGUGGGCCGGGCGCGGGGGGCCGGCCGGGAGACGGCGCCGGGGGCGGUGCGCCCUGCUGCCCGCCGCGGGGCCCGGGGCGCCGGGGCGCUGAGCAACAGUUGGCCCCGCUGCCGCCGCCCAGCAUGAAAGUGUGCCGGCGGAAGGCGCUGGCGCUGUGCCUGGGCUACGCGCUCCUGCUGCUCCUCGCCGCCCUCAACCUGCUGGAGUACAAGUGGCGGCGGGAGCCGCGGCGCUGCGGUGAGCCCCCGGCAGCCCCCCGGCACCGGCCCCCGCCGCCGCCCCCGGCGCCGUCGGUGGGGAGCCGCGGUCCGCAGGGCGCCCGGCGGCAGCUGGUCUACGUGUUCACCACCUGGCGCUCGGGGUCGUCCUUCUUCGGGGAGCUCUUCAACCAGAACCCCGAGGUCUUCUUCCUCUACGAGCCCGUGUGGCACGUCUGGCAGAAGCUGUACCCCGGGGACGCCGUCUCGCUGCAAGGGGCGGCCCGCGACAUGCUGAGCUCCCUGUACCGCUGCGACCUCUCCGUCUUCCAGCUCUACAGCACGGCGGGCGCCGGGAAGAACCUCACCACGCUGGGCAUCUUCGGGGCGGCUACCAACAAGGUCAUCUGCUCCUCACCCCUCUGCCCGGCCUACCGCAAGGAGGUGGUGGGCAUGGUGGACGACCGGGUGUGCAAGAAGUGCCCCCCGCAGCGCCUCAGCCGCUUCCAGGAGGAGUGCCACAAGUACCGCACGCUGGUCAUCAAGGGUGUCCGCGUCUUCGACCUGGCUGUCCUCGCCCCGCUUAUGCGGGACCCGACCCUGGACCUCAAAGUCAUCCACCUGGUGCGGGACCCGCGGGCGGUUGCCAGCUCCCGCAUCAAAUCCCGGCACGGCCUCAUCCGGGAGAGCCUGCAGGUGGUGAGGAGUCGGGACCCCCGCAUCCAUCGCAUGCCCUUCCUCGACGCCGGCCACAAGCUGGGUGGAAAGAAGGAGGGGGGGGGCGGCUCAGACUACCACGCCCUGGGCGCCAUGGAGGUCAUCUGCAGCAGCAUGGCCAAGACCCUGCAGACUGCCCUGCACCCCCCUGACUGGCUCCAGGGCAAUUACAUGGCCGUGCGCUACGAGGACCUGGUGGUUGAGCCCAUCAAGACUCUGCGGCAGGUGUACGGCUUCGUUAACCUGGCGGUCAGCCCAGAGAUGGAGAAGUUCACCCUCAACAUGACCAGUGGUCCUGGCUACUCAUCCAAGCCCUUCGUGGUGUCGGCCAGGAACGCCACCCAGGCGCUGAGCGCCUGGAGGACUGCACUCAGCUACCAACAGAUCAAGCAAGUCGAGGAGUACUGCCACCAGCCCAUGGCCCUGCUGGGCUACGAGAGGGUCGGCAGCCCUGAAGAAGUGAAGGACCUCAGCAGAACGUUGCUCAGGAAGCCGCGGCUGUGACCGGGCAGUGCCAGACACCCUCGGGGACGGCUGAGCCCCUCCAGGGAGAGGAGCCGGUCCUGCGGGCUUGAGGGAGGGAGGGAGCUGGGAAAAGCAGCCAGGCUCCCGAUUUCCUUCAAAGACUGAUGAAGGGUAACAUGCAGUAAUGUGAUGAUUUCUUUUUUGUUCGUUUGAUUGUGUUUUGUUUUUCUUCACUUGCAUUGGGUUAGACGAGAUUAAAAAAAAAUAAAGUGGAACUGAAAAUAUGUGGAAAGUCCCUUUCCCCUUCCCUAAAAUACCAGGCGAGCUUCUGUACCAAAAUCUUGUUUAUGGAGUUCUGGUGGGUUUGAAGAUGGUUACAAAAACUCCUGCACAAUUCCUAAUACUUGUAUAUCUCCCUUGGUGCAGAGGGGAUGCCCUUGGAAAGCAUAAUGCUGAAAAUACACUUUUGUAUGAAAGUAAAUGUUCAGACAUGAUAGUAAUAAAAAAACAAUAAAUGAUA
This is a messenger RNA of Cygnus olor (mute swan), 2635 nucleotides long. It is a transcript of the gene CHST2, whose product is annotated as carbohydrate sulfotransferase 2. NCBI's taxonomy places the organism in Eukaryota, Metazoa, Chordata, Aves, Anseriformes, Anatidae. The record is from RefSeq and is a predicted model, not a curated record. Gene Ontology annotation, biological process: sulfur compound metabolic process; N-acetylglucosamine metabolic process. Gene Ontology annotation, molecular function: N-acetylglucosamine 6-O-sulfotransferase activity.